AUGCAGGUCCCCAUGCUCUCCUGCCCGCUCAAGCAGACCAACGAAAUCGACUGGGUGCACCCGCUCAAACACCACAUCCGCGCCGCCUACGGCGACGACCCCGAGCGUUACUCGGCGCAAUGCAACGAGCUCAACCGGCUGCGGCAAGACGUGCGAGGCGUGGGCAGCGAUAGCACCACCGGCAGAGACGUGCUGUACCGCUACUACGGCCAGCUCGAAUUGCUGGAUCUCCGCUUCCCGGUCGACGAGAACCACAUCAAGAUCAGCUUUACCUGGUUCGAUGCUUUCACUCACAAACCUACCAGCCAGUACAGCCUGGCGUAUGAGAAGGCGAGCAUCAUCUUCAACAUCUCUGCUGUCCUGUCGUGCCAUGCUGCCGCGCAGAAUCGGCAUGAGGAUACCGGGUUGAAGAUGGCGUAUCAUUCGUUUCAAGCGAGCGCGGGCAUGUUCACGUACAUCAACGAGAACUUCUUGCAUGCUCCCUCCACGGACCUGAGUCGGGAGACGGUCAAGACUCUGAUCAGCAUCAUGCUUGCGCAGGCACAGGAGGUGUUUAUUGAGAAGCAGUUGAUGGCGGAGAAGAAGCCGGGCAUGCUUGCCAAGCUGACUGCGCAGGCGGCAUAUUUGUACGCACAGGCGGUCGAGGGCGUGCAGGAGAAUGUGAACAAGGGGACCUUCGAGCGGGUGUGGUUGUUGGUGACGCAGCUGAAGCAGCACCAUAUGGCCAGUCUGGCGCAGUACUAUCAGGGCAUCGCGGACUAUGAAGCCAACAACUACGGGCAAGCCAUUGGUCGCAUUAUCGCUUCGCAAACCGCCGCCAAGGAAGCGACUCGGGUUGGAAAUACUCUGCCAGCGACCAUGUCGCCAUCAAGCAAUCUGGGUUCCGAGACUGCAGGCAUCCUCAUCGAAAUGGUCAAGAAGCAGUCCGUGGCGGUGCAGGAGAAGCUCGCGGAAUACAACCGAGACAACGACCUCAUCUACCACCAGACAGUACCCUCCGAGACGAGCCUCUCUCCCAUCCCCAAGCUCCCGGCUGCGAAAGCGAUUCCCGUUAGUGAACUAUAUCAAGGCCAGGACAUUCAGAAAAUCAUCGGAGGCGACAUCUUCCAGGCCAUCGUGCCCAUGAGCGUGACGGAGAGUGCCAGUUUGUACGACGAGGAAAAGGCAAAGAUGGUGCGAGCGGAGGCGGAACGAUGUCAAACUGCCGACGACGAACUCUCCACCUCGCUGGACUAUUUGAAACUACCGGGAAGUCUGAACAUCCUCAAAGGCGGCCUGGAUCAAGGCAAUAUGGGCGUCGACGAGGAGUUCCGACGCUGGUGCAGUGAACUCGCCGGACACACUCCUUUCGGCCCCGUCUUUGACCAGCUGAAGGAGAACAAGCAGGGCGUUCUCGCCGCGCUCGACGCUAGUAUGAAUCAGUUGGAUAUGGAGGAGUCGGUGUGCGAGAAGAUGAGGAGCAAGUACGGCGGCGAAUGGACGCAGCAGCCUUCGAGUCGCCUGACUAGCACCCUACGCACGGAUGCGCGAAGCUACCGAUCGACGGUCGAUCAAGCGGCGGCGAAUGAUGCACAGCUGUAUGGGACAUUCCGGCAGUACGAGAGCGAUUUUGACGAGAUGCGGUCGGCGGGGGAGACGGAUGAGGCGGAUGUGCUGUAUCAGCGGGCCAUGAUUAAAGCAGGGACGGGCAGGAAGGGAGUGCAGAGUCCGGGUGGUUUGGCCGAUGAGGGCAAUUUGUUGGACGACGACUUUGCUGAUCACAGCCAAACGAGCGUUGCUGACCAGAUUGAGCGGGUGGAGGAGCUGAUUAAGAAGCUGCAGCUGGUGAAGAAGGAGAGGGCGCAAGUGUUGAAGGAUCUGAAGGAGAAGAUCCACACCGACGACAUCAGCAGCAUCCUCAUCCUGAACAAGAAAGCGACGACCAACCAAGACGCCGCGCUCUUCAAAUCCGAGCUGGAGAAAUUCCGCCCACACCAGAACCGCAUCCUCCAAGCCAACCACAAGCAAUCCUCCCUCAUGCGCGAACUCACCAAAACCUACGGCGAACUCCUACAAGACAAGCGCGUGCGCGGCGAGCAAAACCGCUACGAAGCCUUCUCGCGCCAACGCAACACCGUGCUGAACAAGUACCGCAAAGUGCAUCAAGCGUUCGUUGAUCUGCAGGCUGGCCUGGAGCACGCGAAACGCUUUUACGACGAGAUGAGGCAGACGGUCGACAGUUUGAAGAAGAACGUCGAGUCGUUUGUCGAGAAUAGGCGGAGUGAAGGCGGUGCGCUGUUGGCUGCUAUUGAAGCGGCAAAAGGCAGCGGAGCAGAGCGCGAGCAAAACCGGCUUAAAGAGCUGAUGGAGCGCAUGAGCGUGAACCCGUCUUCGCCCGUGCCCAACGAGCCGAGAGGACCAAACACCGGCCAUCGACCGCCUCCUCUCCAGAAUUCCUACCAACCCGUCCGCAGCCCGCCCAUCUCACCACAAUACGCCCCCAACGGCGGCAUGCAACCCUCCCCGGGCUUCCAAUCUUUCCAACGCCCCAUGUCCUCCACAAACCACCCGCAAUUCCGCUCAGACGGCUACGCCUCGCCGCAAAACGCCUACAACCCCACCGCCUACCCGCCUCCCAUCUCCCCCGCCGCGCACCAGCAGUACUUCUCCCCGCCGCCCAAUGCGCAGAACCAGCCGCAGCAGCCUUCCACAACGACGUACGGCCAACAGCAGCAGUACGCAGGUGCGGGCUCAGGCAGCGUUCCCCCGCCUGGUUGGCAGCCGCCGCCUCCGCCUCCGGGUCCGCCGCCUGGUCAUGGGCAGUAUGGGGAGUAUGGAGGGCAGCAGCAGCAGCAGCAGCAGCAGCAGUUUGCUUCUUCUGCUUAUGGGGGUGAUGUGAGGAGGAGUGGGGUGCAGCAGCAGCAGCAGCAGCCCUCUUCGCAAGGGCAGAAUGGGGAUCCUUGGGCGGGGUUGAGUGCUUGGAAGUGA
Neohortaea acidophila is the source of this 2967-nucleotide messenger RNA. RefSeq names its product BRO1-like domain-containing protein. The record is from RefSeq and is a predicted model, not a curated record. Gene Ontology annotation, biological process: protein transport to vacuole involved in ubiquitin-dependent protein catabolic process via the multivesicular body sorting pathway. Gene Ontology annotation, molecular function: protein binding. NCBI's taxonomy places the organism in Eukaryota, Fungi, Ascomycota, Dothideomycetes, Mycosphaerellales, Teratosphaeriaceae. Gene Ontology annotation, cellular component: endosome. The transcript has 2 exons. Bases 1 to 2967 code for a protein of 988 amino acids.